AUGGACUCCUCAAGGGGCCCUCCGCGGGUCAAGAACAAGGCGGCCGCGCCCCAGCAAAUAUCUGCGGAACAACUAUUGCGGGAAGCUGUGGACAGACAAGAGCCAGGACUACAAGCCCCAACCCAGCGGUUUGCCGAUCUGGAAGAACUCCAUGAAUUUCAAGGUCGGAAACGGAAGGAGUUCGAGGACUAUGUUCGCAGGAACAGAAUCAACAUGAACAACUGGAUGCGAUAUGCGCAAUGGGAACUCGAGCAGAAAGAGUACCGACGAGCCCGAUCAGUGUUCGAACGUGCGCUAGAUGUGGACAGUACGAGUGUGAUCUUGUGGAUCCGCUAUAUCGAGGCAGAAAUGAAGACACGGAACAUCAACCAUGCAAGGAACCUGCUCGAUCGGUCUGUCACGAUUCUUCCUCGUAUUGACAAGUUGUGGUACAAAUAUGUCUACAUGGAAGAAACACUGGGCAAUGUACCAGGGACUCGACAAGUGUUUGAGAGGUGGAUGAGUUGGGAACCGGAUGAGGCUGCCUGGCUAGCUUAUAUUAAACUGGAAAAGAGAUACGGAGAAUUUGACCGCGCAAGGGCCAUUUAUGAACGCUUCACUAUUGUUCAUCCCGAAUCCCGGAAUUGGAUUCGAUGGGCCAAAUUUGAGGAAGAGAAUGGGACCAGCCAGUUGGUUCGUGAUGUUUUUGGAGUUGCCAUUGAGACAUUGGGCGACGACUUUAUGGACGAAAAACUGUUCAUUGCGUACGCACGCUACGAGGCCAAGCUCAAAGAGUAUGAACGGGCUCGUGCGAUUUUCAAAUACGCCUUGGACAGACUUCCAAGGUCGCAAUCGACUUCUCUUCACAAAUCUUACACGCAGUUUGAAAAACAGUUCGGCAACCGUGAGGGUGUGGAAGAUGUGAUUCUUGCCAAACGGAGGGUGCAAUAUGAAGAACAGGUCAAGAGUAAUCCUCGGAAUUACGACGUGUGGUUCGAUUUUGCCCGAUUGGAAGAGACUGGGGGGGACGUGGAGAGGGUGCGGGAUGUCUAUGAAAGAGCCAUUGCGCAGGUUCCCCCGUCACAAGAAAAACGACAUUGGCGAAGGUAUAUCUACCUUUGGAUCUUCUACGCUUUGUGGGAAGAAAUCACCAACAAAGACAUCGAUCGAGCGAGACAAGUCUACCAAGAGUGCCUCAAGUUGAUACCACACAAGAAGUGGACAUUUGCCAAGAUCUGGAUCAUGAUGGCCCAAUUCGAAGUGCGCCAGAUGCAAUUAUCAGCGGCAAGGAAAACGCUGGGGCAGGCGAUCGGGAUGUGUCCCAAGGACAAGCUGUUCCGCGGGUACAUUGAACUUGAGAAACAAUUGUUCGAAUUCCUGCGGUGUCGGACCCUCUUCGAAAAACAGAUCGAAUGGAAUCCGUCCAACGGUCAAGCAUGGAUUCAGUUUGCUGAGCUUGAGCGGGGGUUGGAUGACUUGGAACGGGCACGAGCGAUCUUCGAACUUGGCAUUGAACAGCCCACUCUCGACAUGCCGGAACUGGUGUGGAAGGCAUAUAUCGACUUUGAAGAGUAUGAAGAGGACUACGAUCGAGCACGUGCACUCUACGAGAGACUAUUGCAGAAGACGGAUCAUGUCAAGGUCUGGAUUAAUUACGCACGAUUUGAGAUCAACGUCCCGGAUCCCAACGAACCCGAAAGCGGUGCGGAGGACGAACAAAAGGUGGGCGAGGAAGCGAAGAAGAAGGCGCGCAAAGUGUUUGAGCGGGCACAUGACGUCUUCAAAUCCAAGGAGAUGAAGGAAGAACGAGUGGACUUGCUCAACGCUUGGCGAUCAUUCGAACAAACUCACGGCAGCGCUGAAGAUAUCGAGAAGAUUGAGAAACAAAUGCCUCGCAAGGUCAAGAAGAGGAGAAAGAUGGAAGAGGACCGAUUUGAGGAAUACAUCGACUAUGUCUUCCCGGCGGAUGACGAAAGCGCUGCGAAGUUGUCGAAGAUGCUACAGAUGGCGCAUCAAUGGAAAGCACAGAAGCAAGUGAACGGGGAAGGGACGUGA
This is a messenger RNA of Exophiala bonariae, 2034 nucleotides long. RefSeq names its product NineTeen Complex (NTC) component (gene CLF1). Gene Ontology annotation, molecular function: protein binding. The transcript has a single exon. Lineage: Eukaryota; Fungi; Ascomycota; Eurotiomycetes; Chaetothyriales; Herpotrichiellaceae. Bases 1 to 2034 code for a protein of 677 amino acids. Gene Ontology annotation, biological process: mRNA splicing, via spliceosome; spliceosomal complex assembly. Gene Ontology annotation, cellular component: Prp19 complex; precatalytic spliceosome; post-mRNA release spliceosomal complex. The record is from RefSeq and is a predicted model, not a curated record.